AUGUCCGACCAGACGCCCUCGCGAGCGUCGACCCGCACCCGUGUUCCGUCUUCAAAGAAGAUCCAAUCGGACGAGUACCAGAAAGAUGCCAUGAAGGACGUGGAAGAGGAAGCGGGGGAGGAAGAAGAGGAGGAGGAGGAAGAGGAGGAGGUUGUUGUUCCAGCGAAACCAGCUGGAAAAAAAGGGUCGCGGGCUGCCCGCAUUCCGGACAGUGACAGUGAGGACGACAAGGAAGAAGGGGAUGGUGAUCACGACGUCGGUGAUAAUGGCGAAGUGAAGAGAAAGGGAACGGACGGCAACGAGACCAGUGAACAGGCCAACGACAGCGGUGACGCCGUUGAGGAAGAGGACGAUGACGACGUGCCGCUGGCUUCCAAGGUGCCGCCUCCGACACAGGUGAAAAAAGGAAAAUCAACUGCUAGCGCCCGUAACGCGAGCGCCCAGGACAAAUCAGGAGAGAAGCGGGCGAAGUCUGUGAAAAGCACGAGCAACUCAAAGAACAAGCGAGCUGUUCAAGAGCAGAUCCGGGACCAUCCCGCUACGGAUGACCCGCACCGCGAUGAGAACGUCCUCGGGGCGAAUGUUGACACGGGGGGAGGGGAAGACACGGCACGCGCCAGGGCCGAGGGAGCGAACAACGAUCAGAAAGAUGAAUCCCCCGCUCGAUCUGACGACGGCGACGAACGCUACUGGUCCACCAAGGCCGCAACCGCCACGCCUCCGCCAUCGUCGCCGCCUUCCUCUCCCGUGAAGACACCCAAGAAGGUCGCGAACCGUCGUAUGAAAUCGGGCUCCGAACGCAAGAAGGCGGAAAUGCUCCUGGAUGUGGAGGCUGAGGAGGACAACGACGACAUAGAAACGGAUGAUGCAGAAGAGGGGUACGACGAGCACGUACGCCAGACGAAGGCGCGCAAGACCGGUCAACAGAUGGCUUCACAGCCGAAAGAGGAACGCCACGACAACGACGGCGACGAUGUACGCAUGGACGACAGCCUUCCCGUUCGCGCCCUUCCGACUCAUGACGUCCCCAUGUCUGAUGAGGAGGACCAGCAAGAAGAGAACAUCGUCUUCUCGCACGGUGGCAGCGCAGCCGCUAGAGAGUAUCUCGGUUCCUUCCACUUUGACGAUAGUGACCCAGCAUACGCGCGAGUUAAGAGCGACGCUAUAUUCCAAUGGUCCGGUAUCUGCAACUAUGCCUUUAGUAUCGGAGGAACCGUGGGCACGUACGCGGUCGUCGACACGGAGCCUCCCGAGAACGUCGUCAGUUAUAUCAAGCAAGACAGAGUCAUGGAACGGUCAUAUCCGGCGACCGACAUUAUGGAAAUUUUCUGUUUUGCCGUCGCUUUCUUCCAAGGAUCGGAUUUGGUCAAUCUGUCUCGCAUUUCUUGGCGGUCUAUCGACUUCGUCAAGGUGUCUGACAGGUUACUAUCCGUCGCUUUUCUUGAUAAAGAUGGUAAGGACGGCAUCGGUGCUAGUGGCGCUCGGCGAGGCGUACUGGUCACCCUUCUCGAGGCAGAGGCAUUUCGGCUCUUCGCUUGCCUCAAUCGCCUCGGGAAGAUGGGCGAGACCAACUCUUUCAAGUUUCCGCUUUACGCGGAUGGGAUGGUUGGUUUUACGACGAAGGUGGUCAGCAAGGAUGGCGCGCGGACGGGAGGAAACGGGCCGACCCUGAUCUCGGCUAAGGGAGGGUGGCAACCGAAGCGGAAGAUAGGUGUAUUCGAAUUCAACGACAAGAUCCCCGUCCUGGACGGACAAGGUCGAAAGGACCUAUGGAAAGGGGCCGAACUGGGCGUCGCCGACGUCCUUGGCCUUCCGUCAUACAACGUGGACAAGCUCGUCCCGGAGCAAAUGGUAAGCGUGCUGUAUACCAUAACGCGCUGGAAGAGAAAGACGGAAAAGGCCGCGGAAAAUCUCUCUUUCAACAUCGCCGCUCUGGUAGUCCUGUCAGGACCUAUCGACCGCGUCGCAGCGCAGGCCAGGCUCGUGGCGCCCCGCGUCCACCCCGCCACAUCUGGCGGAACCCCACGUACUGGCAAAGUAUCUGUGAAGAUCAACGACGCAUCUGCCGGUGCGACAACAUCCAAGGGACGGGGCGAAGGGAGCGGGUCCGCUAAGCGGGCAGCAGGCGGCGCGAGCGGAAGCCCGCCUAAGAAGGCGAAGAAAGACCAUACGGAGUAA
Messenger RNA from Schizophyllum commune H4-8, 2178 nucleotides. RefSeq lists its product as uncharacterized. The transcript is spliced from 20 exons. Gene Ontology annotation, biological process: mRNA export from nucleus. Gene Ontology annotation, molecular function: structural constituent of nuclear pore. The record is from RefSeq and is a predicted model, not a curated record. NCBI's taxonomy places the organism in Eukaryota, Fungi, Basidiomycota, Agaricomycetes, Agaricales, Schizophyllaceae. Gene Ontology annotation, cellular component: nuclear pore. The coding region runs from base 1 to 2178 and encodes 725 amino acids.